This is a messenger RNA of Seriola aureovittata, 11006 nucleotides long. RefSeq names its product A kinase (PRKA) anchor protein 6 (gene akap6). NCBI's taxonomy places the organism in Eukaryota, Metazoa, Chordata, Actinopteri, Carangiformes, Carangidae. The transcript is spliced from 23 exons. The record is from RefSeq and is a predicted model, not a curated record. The coding region runs from base 310 to 8091 and encodes 2593 amino acids.
GUCCAUCCCAUCAUCCCAUACUGGGAGCUGGUGGCUAGUUUAGCUUUAGCCUCCUCUCUAUUAGCACCAUCGCUCUCUCUCUCUCUCUCUCUCUCUCUCUCUCUGCAGUGGGAUUGCCACCAUCAACAUCAAAGGCACCUCCCUCCCUCACUCUCUCUCUGCAUCCUCCAACAGCCAACAGAAAACAGGAAGAAAAGAAGGGAACGACAUGGACUAAAGGAGAAGAAGAAGAAGAGAGAUGUGUUCACUCCAAUGAAGCUCGUCCAUCCACAUUAGGAAUCCUGCACCUGUCUCUCCCUCUCUUACACCAUGAGCAUCGUAGCUCUCUCGCCCAUGGCCCCUGAGCCACCGUCCCCCAUGGUCACCUCCAUCACACCCGUCACCCCAACCGUGGACCCCGACAGCUCCACUUCCCUCGCCGCCCCUCUCAACCUGGAUCUGGACCAUCAGUCCCAGGAUGAGGCCUCCUUGCUGGGCCCCGGCCCCAGCCACCUGGGCCAAGACCCCUCCAGGAGGUCUAAGAAGCCCCCGCCCCUCCACACCGGCGCCGACUGGAAGGUCGUCCUCCACCUGCCAGAGAUAGAGACGUGGCUGAGAGCGACCAGCGACAGAGUCACACAGCUCACACACUCGGUGGGACAAGACAGCGACAACAGACACGUGGAUGUCCACCUGGUGCAGCUCAAGGACAUCUGUGAGGACAUCUCGGACCAUGUGGAGCAGAUUCACGCUCUGCUGGAGACGGAGUUCUCCCUGAAACUUCUGUCCUACUCCGUCAACAUCAUCGUCGACAUCAGGACGGUGCAGCUGCUGUGGCACCAGCUGAGAGUGUCGGUCCUCGUCCUGAAGGAGCGUCUGCUGCAGGGUCUGCAGGACUCCAACGGGAACUACACCCGCCAGACUGACAUCCUGCAGGCCUUCAGCCAGGACCAGCACCAGACUCGUCUGGACGCUCUGACCGAGGUGGAUGACUGCGGUCAGCUGACCAUUCGCUGCAGCCAGGACUACUUCUCUUUAGACUGCGGUAUCACGGCCUUUGAGCUGAGCGACUACAGCCCGGGUGACGAGCCUGACGCCCGGGGGGCGGAGCCAGACGCCCAGGACGCUUCCGAGGAGCAGGAGCAGGAGCUCGAUCGAGCCCCCGACCUGAACCCGGAGCUGGGGUCAGCGGAGAACGAAGGACCCUGCUCCUCAAACCCUGAGCUCCACAGCAGUUUACCUGAACUCACCGCGGCCAGUGACCUCACAAACCACAACCAUUCUAUGUCAAUGUUACCCACAAUGCAAUGCAGCAUGCCCAGCCACAGUGAAAGUGCGAAGCGCCCGCUGCAGGGUGUGAGCCACAGCACCGAGGUGUCGCCCACUCAGCCGUCGCUCCCCAAGAGAGCCGCCCUGUUCUCAGACAGAGGAACCGGCGUGCAGGACUCCAGGGGAGGCCUGGGGAAGAACAGCCCGCUCUCUGGGCUCCAGUUCCAGGCCGAGCUGAGCAGAAGCACCCCCUCUCUCAUGGAUCCUCCGGACCGCUCCAAGUUCUGGUUGGAACUGGACUCGGUUUAUCCAGAAAAUGUUUCUCAGUCCUACGAGAGCCUGCAGGUCAUGAACGGGCGAAACCUGCAGAGGAACCACGUGAGCUCCAGACACGGCGGACGCUCAGAGGGGCGUCAGCAAAGACCGCCGACCGAGCAGAGGAGCUCAUCUGCGGCCGGACCGACCGCCGACGCCCCCCCGCCUCCGCAGGACCCGGCGUCUCCGGAUGGAACGUGGAAACAAAUGGAGAAGACGCAGAAGGAGACACACACACACAGCGAGGGGGACUCCGACUCCUCGUUGCCCUCCCCCAUGAGGGAGCGAGUCCUCUCCUCAGACCUGGAGGCGUCUGGAGAGGAGUCGGACCCCCGACCACCUCCCGGCAAGGCGGCGGUCUGGAUCGUGAAGCGCCAGGGGCCGAAGGGGGGCCAGGGUUCGUCAAAGGCCAGUCCGGACCGGGAGCACUGGUACGGGUCCGAGGAGUUCCUGGCUCUCCCGGCUCAGCUCCGUAAGACUGAGAUGCUCGCCAUGAAGCUGGAGAGUCUGGCUCAGUCCAUCCCGCCGAGGCCCGGAGACUCUACCCAGGAGGCUUUGCAGGAUGUGGACGACUGGGACCUGACGGAGCUCAACCCGGACUGGGACGUGGGGGACACUGUGAGCAGUGUGGGGGAGAGCGGGGACGACGUUCCCUCCCCCCUCCCCCCGCUGCUUCCUUACAGGCGAAACCUGGUCAGCCGUUUCAGCCCCACCUCCUCCAGCGAUAUAGCGCCAUCAGUGGGAGAAAGCAUAGAGUCCGGCCCCUUGAGCGACCUGCAGUCCGAGGACGACGAUGAGGGCCGGAGGUCGGCGGACAUCCACCUGCAGCCGACGGCGCCUCUGGUGGACGGACGCAGAGGUGCGUCCCUGGUGCACCAGCUGCUGGAGGACAUUCAGAGUCAGGACAAGGACCCCGACAUCUGGAGGAAGAUAGAGUGCUUCGUGCAGCAGUUGGACGGGUUCAUCUCGUGGCUGCAGGAAGCGUUGGACAGCACGGAGAACUGGACUCAGCCCAGACAGGAGCUGGACAGCCUGAGGGUGUACCUGGACACACACCUGAGUUUCAAGCUCAACGUGGACAGUCACGGCGCUCUGAAGGAGAGCAUAAUGGAGGAAGGAAGAGCGCUGCUCGCCGUCAUCACCUCCCACCAAUCAGGUCUGAAGGAUAUCCUUCAUAUGGUUUCCAGCCAAUGGGAUCAGCUACAGCGGCAGAUCCGGCGCCAACAUGGCUGGAUGCUCCGCGCCCUCCGUUGCAUCCAGGCCCGCCUCCUCUACACCGGCCAAUCGCACGAGCUCUUCGCCGCCUCGACGGAGCCGUCGGCCAGUCGGCUGGCUCCGUGCCCGGCGGACGGCCUCAAGGCCGAGCUGAUCUCCAGUCAGUGUGACGCCCAGCGAGCCGCCCUGGAGCAGAUGGCCGUCAAACUGAGCAGCCUGCGCUACCCGUCGUCCGCCAGCAGGAGGCACUACAGUCAGCUGGCCAAGAGCAACAGUCUGCAGGAGUUUGAGGCUGAGUACCAGGAGCUGUGGGAUUGGCUGAUGGAUAUGGACGCCAUGGUAACGGACAGUCACCAGCUGAUGAUGUCAGAGGAGCAGAGGCAUCACCUCUUCAAGAGCAGCCACGCCGAGCUGAUGAUGAUGGAGAGCAGGAAGACCGGCCUGCUGGGCCGAGCCGAGUCUCUGAAGAGGAGCGGCACCGAACUACCCAGCAGCUUCCACUGCAAAAUACACAACCUGACACACACCUGGAGUCAGCUGGAGAAAAUCCUCUCGGAGCAUUCAGGGCCCAGUUCUUCGCAGAGGAAGCGGUCGGCGAGCGUGAACUCUCUGCUGGUCGGCGGUCGAGGCGUCGCUGCGGAAAACCCUCGCUCGGCGCUCUCCCCUCUCACCAACUCGCUCCUGGAGCAGCUGGAGGCUCGCAUCAAAGAGCUGAAGGCGUGGCUGCGAGACACCGAGCUGCUCAUCUUCAACUCCUGCCUCCGACAGGACAAAGACGCCGCGGAGCAGCUGCGCAGCUUCAAGGCUCUGUGUUCGGAGGUGCGAGCCCGACGCCGAGGAGUCGCCUCUGUUCUGAAACUCUGCCAGAAGCUGCUGCAGCAGAGCCAGUCGGGCCCCAUGGCGGAGGUGGGCCCAGAGGCGGAGCAGCACCGGGAGGCCCUGCAGCUGCUGUCAAUCAACCUGGAGAGGAGGUGGGAGGCAAUCGUGAUGCAGGCGCUGCAGUGGCAGAACCGACUGAAGAGAGAGCUGGGAGAGCAGCAGGUUCCUGGAAACUUUCUUGAACCGGGUCUGGUCGACCUCCACCAGAUCAGCCCGGUCCCGGCCGGUCCCGUGGCACCGGCGCCGGAUGACUCCUGGGAAUGGGACGAGACCGACAUGACGAUGACAGAACCAGAGCCGCAGGAAGCACCGGAGCCCGACCUCAUGCUCCACCUCCCCUCAGAACCGGAUCUGCCUCCGGACGGCGCUCUGUCCAACGGGAAUCAGCCGGACAGGGUUCGAACCGGCGUCCCAGCCAAUCAGUGUCCUGAGAAUAUGUCCAGUAUUAUGAGAGGAUCCUCAUCAGAGGUCCAGCCCAGCUUGUCCUCCCAACCCGUCCCCCCCAACAACAACAUCUACCAGGUGUACAGCCUCCAUAACGUGCAGCUCUACAGACAGCCGCCGUUUCCUCACACUCCUUCCUCUCUGCUCAAAACCAAACCAGGGAAACAGAAACAACAACUCCUGCUGAAGAGCCUGAGUAAAGACUCCUCCUUCUCCUCCAUCGAGUCCCUCCCAGACCUCCUGGGGGGUCUGGUGUCAAACAGCCAAGGAGGAGAUAGGAUCACGGGAUACCGGGACGGGGAGAGCGAGCGGGAGGGCGGCAGAGGAAGCGGCCAGUCGGCGAACAGUCGGCGGUCAGAGUGCGAGAGUGGGAUCGUCAGUGAUACGGGAGACAUGGAGACGGCGACCAACUCCGAAAUCCAGGGAGAGGAAGAGGAGGACGAGGAGGAGAGGAAGGAUGGAACCAAGUUCAACCAAAGAAUCAAGACGGAGGAGAAAGGAUGGAGGAGAAACAGAGAGGAGGAGAAGAGGAGGAGGCACAGGAGGGGAGGAGGGGAGGCGGUCGAGAUCCUGAUCAACGGGCGAGGGAUCCUGACGCCCGCCGACUCUGACUCUGACUUUGAGGUGGGUGGACAUUCCUCCAAGCCCUUCAAGCCCCGCAGUGACAUCACAGCGUUCAAAGCUGAGCAGUUUAACGGCCUGGAGACGCCUCCCGCCAUCAGCCGCCACGCCUCCAGUCCCGUGUUAUCCCAGGGCUCCUCUCUGGAGUCGCUGCUGGCGCUGGGCGUGGAGCUGUUUCCCUCCAAAGACCCGCUGCAGCGUAGCGCCUCUCUGGAGAGCUGCCUGGCCCCAUGUCGCGGCGCUGAGGCGGAGACCGGGGGCAGCAUGGCGAGCCUGGGGGAGCUGGACCUGGGGCAGAGCCGGGAGGUGGAUGGAGAAGAAGCGGGGAAGGAGGAGAAGGUUGAACAUGCGCAGGGAGAACCGUCCUCCGGGGAGCUGAGCCGAAGAACCCUCGACCUCCUGAAGCGCCUGGAGGACAUCCAGAGUCCUCUGGCGGCGAAGAUGACCCGCAGCGUUUCUGACAUGACGCUUCGGAGCAGCUCCCUGCAGCGGAGCAGACUUCCCGCCUCCCCCUCUCUUGGAGGCCGACACGCGCCCCUCUCUGGGAUCUCGGGCUCCUCCCGGAAAGGACCGCCGUCUCUGAUCAACGAGAGCUCAGCCACAGCGUCGCUGACGGAGCUGAGCAGCACCGAGGACUCGUCUCUGGGCUCCGAGGAUUUCGCCAUGCUCAGAAAUCAACGCCACAUCUUCCUGGAUCCCACCAUGGCGGCAAACGCCAACUCGGGCUCCUGUAGGAAACGUUGCCAUGGAAACAGCCGGGGAGGGCAAGGGAUGGAUGAAGCGGACGCGGCGAGUCUGAGCAUGGUGGUGAACGUGUCUUCGGCGUGCACAGACGAGGACGAGGACGACAGCGACCUCCUUUCAUCCUCCACGCUCACGCUCACCGAGGAGGAGCUCGGCGUGCGGGACGGAGAGGACGAGGAGGAGGACAGGCUGAGCGGCGCCUCCUCCGGCAACGAGGACGACGAGGAUGACGAUGAGGAGGAGAUGGAGGGCUCCUACGUGCUGGGGCUGGAGUACAUGAAGAGGGAGCUGCAGAGUUGGAUCCGAUCUCCUCGCACCUCCUCCUCCUCUAAAACCGAGGCGGGCCUCCGUGACGAGCUGCAGUGUGGGACCCACCUGUCCUCCGCCUUCACCGGCUCCUCCCAGAACAAGGAGCCGCACUGUUUUCUGAACCGCUCAGCCGCAAAGCUGAUGGAGACCAACGCUAACAGUGGCAACAACAAGGUGAAAAGAGAGAAGAAGGAGCAGCAGGAGGAGGAGGAGGAGGAGAACAGGAGGAACGCCACCAGAAGCUACAUCAGCCAGUUUGUAGACGACGUGGAGAACGGGAACGUGGAGCAGAGCUGUUUGAAAGGGAAGGACGAAGACGACGAGCUUCUCAGGGAGGAGUCCAGCGUGUUCACCAAGAAAGGAGAGUCGCUGAGGGAGGUGUACGUGUUCGCCAAAACCGGAGAGUCGAUUCAAGACGUCGGCGACCUGAUCGUGAAAACAGAAUCAAACUCAACCAAGGUGCCGUCUUCAUCGCCGACCCGCGAGCUCCUCCCGCUCAAACGCGCUUCCUCAUUGGUGGGAGAGCUGCGGGGAGAGCUGCCCUGUCACAGCUCCUCCCUCCCCUCGCCUCCCUCCUUCUCGCCAGUUGAGGACUGCAGAUCCCACGAUGCUAUGCACAACAGCAGGCCGGCGGUCGGCGGCAGGAAGGCCAUCACCAUUCAGGAGAAGUUCAAGUUCUCGUCGUUCGUUACAGAGGAGACGAGGAGGGAGGUCCGAGACAAGGACUCGUCCCUGCCUCCGAAAAGACGCCACAGCUCCCACUCGUCCUGCUUCCACCACCUCCCCUCCCCCUCCUCCGCCCUGCAUCCCUGCGGCGGGGACGAGGGCAAGAAGGAGAACGUGCACGACUUCGUGAUGGAGAUCAUCGACUUGACUUCGCUGGCGCUGAAGAGCAAAGAGGAUCAGCCUGAAGAACCGAACCGGGCCGAGACCGGCGGGUCGGGUCCAGACCACAGCUCCGCAUCACUGACGCAGAUCAGAGACAAGGUGCUGGAACACUCCCACCGGCCGCUCCACCUGCGUAAGGGAGACUUCUACUCCUACCUGUCUCUCUCCUCCCACGACAGCGACUGCGGCGAGGUCAGUCAGUGCUCCGAGGACAAGAGCUCCACGCCGGCGCCCUACAGCAUCCCGUCGUACGUGACGCCGACGCAAGGCCUCCGCAGCCCGAGCCCCCCCGAGCUGUUCACCAGCACCUCCAGACGCUCCUCCCCCAUCCUCGACUCCAGGAGCAACCUCUGCGCCCUGGAUCUGACGUCAGCUGAGAGCCCCUCCCUGUCCCUGCCCCCCAGCCCUGACAUCAGGGAUGAGGAGACCCUGUUCGCGGCCUGCACGGAGGAGGUUUACCUGGGCCCGCCCCUCUGCUACAGCAUGGCGCCCACCAGGAAGCCGCGGAGGAACCUGCUGAAGGAGGAUUUGUCUGGCUGCAGUCCAUCGCACUCAGAACCGAACGGUACCUGGCCUCCAGAGGGGCCCGGUUCCAAACCUGGUAAUAGUCUGAGCCGCUCGUCAGACCGGGAUCACCUGGAUUUCCCGGGGUCCGGCCCCACAGUGCCAACAGAAGAGACCCAGAGCUGCUUCCCUCCUCUCCUGGAGCCUGGCUACAGCUCAUUUUCCACCUCCUCGCCCUCAGCCACCGUCUCCUCGUCCUCCUCCCGCUCCCUCCGGGGGCCCGGCUCCACACCGAAAGACGGCAGCCCUCCCUCUCCUCCCAAUGUGUCCUCUGGCGCCGAGGAAGAGAAGCAAGGUGAGGACCCGUACCUCCUCUGUGAUGUCGCUGGAGGAGAAGUCGCGGUCGCUGCGAGUGUCAGUGCGCCGCGGGAGGAGAGGAGUCGUAAUGAGGGGCCUCCUUAUCUUAAUCCCUGGGCGCGUGUCGCCCCGAUAGACUCCUCCGCAGCCGAAUGUUUGGCAGAUACUAAAACGCUUGAAUCCAAUAUGGGCGCCGUAAUGACCAAGAUAAGUGUCUGCAGCUCCGCUACAAAUCCCUCAAAAGAGCCAGCCGCCACGCGUAUUAAUCCCAAAAUUAACUGCUCGGCGAUGAGAGAGGCUGAUAGGGAGGAGGGGGGGAGGCGAGGAGAGGUGGAUGCUCGGCGGGUGAAGCAGGAGGAGAAGGGGAGACGAGGAGGGCGGAGCGGCUCGCAGCAGGAAGCGAAGACAGUGGCGGCAAAGCAGGUGAGCGCUCAGUCGGCUGUCAAUCAUGCCACCAGAGCAGCACAGGGGCGGAGCCAGGCCUCAGUGAGACACCCCGCCUCCAGGACAGGGACAGUUAGGAGACUUCCUGUGUUGGGAGCUGGAACCUCCAGGAUCCAGCUAUAAGGGAGCUCUCUCCCUCUCCUCCCCGCUGAGCUGAUCUCUCUUCUGGGCUUCGUCUCUCCGGCUGCCUCCUCCUCUCUGCUUCUGGAGCUUGUCACUCCUCUGAUCUCCCAGAAUUCACAGCUGUUGACCGAACUGAUCUUUAAAAGUCUGGACAUUUCAGGGUGACCUUCAGGUUGAUUCUUAUGUGUUGUGAACAGAUCCAGCAGGGAUCACUGAGCCUGCUCUCCGACAGGUUUGUGAUUGGUCGUGAAGCAGCUUGUAGAGUUUGGCUGAGCUUUACAUUUCUGAGGACAAUAUAUAGAACUUACAUCCGAAUACAGUUUCAGCAUCAUUUCUAAGAGUUAGGAAGAAACGUAUGUAGUGAAAUUAUAUCCAACAAUUUAAAUGUGGAACAAAACAGCGUAUUGAGUUUAAAAUCAGGUCGAGUUUGAAUGAGGAGAGAGAUGUUUCACUGAGUCACAGGUCUGAGAGUUACAUGUUGUAGUUGUUACAUAAGAUUCGGCUGAACAGAAAAAAAACACAUUCACCGACAGAGAAAUGAUGCAACACAAUCAGAUGCAUCUUCUUAUGAACUUCAUGUUUUUUCAGCUUGUUUUGAUGCGUCAUGGUUUGACACUGCUAGAAGAAUUCACUCACGCCACUCGAACUGUGUUAAACUGUAUGAAUUCACGAGUGUGUGGCAUCUGAAGGACAAAUGAAACACAGACACUUGUUCGUCUGAGGGCUGAUGUGGAGAAAUGGUGUUGAGUCGACCUGGAAUCAGCUGGAUGCUCCUGCUUCACACCCUGAUAGACCCGUCUUCCUUAUUGUGUUUCCUUAUUUAUCUUAUCUACUUCCUGUUCUUUACUGGACCUGAGUCAGUCUGGUUCUACCUUUACAAAAAAUACAAAGUCAAUCUGAAGACCAAUCAGGAAUGAGGACGUUAAUCCUCCAACAACCAGAGCAGCUGUUCAGGUUGUUGUAACUCGACUUACAGAAAUUAAAAACUGUUAAACUGACGUACUUUUUCAAUCAUACAUCGUAGAUAAACUGAGACAUUUACCUGAAAUCUGACCAGUUGAAAAUCUUAGUUUGUCUUUGAGCAACCAGCAGGUUCUGUUCUUCUUCAUCCUCAUUUUCUGGAGCUACCUCAGUAUUGUUCUGCCACCACUGCAACACACACAUCUUUGGCCAGUUUGCAUGACUUCAUGCUGUGUUUGACUUUUUGCGCUGCAGAUGUGAACAUCUUGUUCUCCUGUAAACGUUCUGUUGCACAAGUAGCAUGUUAUGUCCUGAGACUACACCUGGGUCUGUGUCUAUAGAUGAUGUCAGUAUUCAUGUGAUUGGUAUUUUCACACUUGUAGCUGUGGGAGAAGCUUGAUGUCCUGUUGCUGCAGCCUGUGAGUUAUACACUAAACUGUCACAUCUGGAUCCCACAAACACAGAGUCUCUAUAAUCUGACGAAAGUAAACUUGUUAAAGAAAUAUGUAAAGGGUGGGAAAAGUUUGUGUUAACCGAUAAAAAGAAACCUAGUCCUGAUUUACAGAUGCAUCGCCAUUGUUGAGAGACACAAAAUACUGUAGAAAUUUAGUUAGUGUCAAUAAAAGCUACAAAUACUAAAACAUGUUUAAAAGACCCACAUUCACAUCAGCACAAUCAUAAUCAAACCUAAAUCUUUACGAGAUACAAAGAGGCCAAUAAGUCGUAUUGUAGAAGCUAAACGUUCAAAAAUAAAACUGUAUUAUUGUGAUUGAAACGCGAGGUUUGUGGAUAGAACGAUCUGCGAGGAUUCUAGUCAGUCCAGUCAGCACAGUUGGUAUUUACCACUCAAGUUCUGCUAGAGAGAGGAGGUAGGGGGAACGCUUGGUGAAUCUUCUGUAGACCAUCUCAUCUGGGGAAGGUCAGGGUCAAGCACAGUUGACAUACAGUUUACCAUUUCGUCAGUUGUUUCCAGCUCCCAUACCAUUAUUUUUCACAAAAGGCAGGGAGUGGUGAGUCCUCUGGCAUGCUCAUCCUGCUAGCCUUCGGGUAUCACUUACCCUGAAUCAUUUCUGAGACCCUGAAAAGGGAAAAAAAUACUUUUUGUGACCAAUCAUCAUUUUGAGACCCUGAUUCAUCCUAGGAAUUGUUGGAUAUACCUGCUGCUAGGGUUGUGGAAAGAGUAAAUGCGCUCAUGAUGGAAAUACUAUCCACAAUCAUUGGGGUCAUCUCGAGCUCUGCCUGAGAACCUGCUGAAUGAAACCAUUUCCCAAGCUGAAGGUUGAACCAGGCGUCCAAAAAUAAAAACUAAGUAGGAACAAAAAUGGUAAUUUAUCUAUGCAACACGACCAAAGUUGGCUCAAGCUGAAGUGGUGUUGUUGUGUAGGUGUUAAGAUUUGAUGACUGUUGACAAGGACGUGUGUUGUUAUUAAUACUGCUGUAUGUACACCACUACUGUACCAUGUAUUGUUUUCUUUUUUUAUUUUCUAGACAACUCCUGAGAUGACGAUUAGCAGUGACGCUGGGGUUUGGGUUUGGUGUUGAGACGGGUGUGUGUGUGUGUGUGUGUAGGACAAAAUAGGGUUUGAAAUCUUUAAAAUAUAAUUGUGUGCCUUGCUCUACUGUUACUACUUCUACCUUUUUUUUGUUAAUUAAAACCACUGCUUUCCCAGUUAGGUGAUGAAAACAUGCAACAACAAAAAGAAAAAGAAACAAACAAAAACAGUUUCAUGCAAGGUUCAUGUUGAGCUUGUGUAUAUAUGAAAAGGUGUAAAACCUUGGUGUAAAAUGCAAAGGGAGGAAUGCUUGGUGUUUGUGUUUAUUUAUGUAUGUGACCUGUGAUGUGAAAUAUCUUUAUUAUUAGUAUUGGCCAUAAAGAGCUUGACUGCAUGGUUCCUGCUAACUACAAUGUAAAACCAACUGUUGACAAAUAAACUUAAUUUAUUGGAAAAACAAAA